Messenger RNA from Rhizoctonia solani, 402 nucleotides. RefSeq lists its product as uncharacterized. The transcript is spliced from 4 exons. The coding region runs from base 1 to 402 and encodes 133 amino acids. NCBI's taxonomy places the organism in Eukaryota, Fungi, Basidiomycota, Agaricomycetes, Cantharellales, Ceratobasidiaceae. The record is from RefSeq and is a predicted model, not a curated record.
AUGAUACCCAUCAAUCCUUACCACUUACUCUCUGCAACACCAGCUUGGACGAUGGGGUACAGUUUCACUCCCCCUGUUUCGGACAGAGUAUUCACCGUCCUUAUCGCCUGUAUCCUGGAGGAACAGCCCGGGAAGCAAGGCUUCGUCAUUAGUUUACCUCUUGACGUCUCUGCAGAUCAAGAUCUGAAAGAAAAAGAGCCUCGAGGCGUACGAGGUCACUAUGUUAGUGUCGAACGUGUCAAAGAAAUUGACGGUAAAGUCGAGUGGAUUAUGGCCACCCGUUCCUCUCCUGGUGGGCUUAUUCCGACAUUUCUCAGCGAGCCUGCCAUGCCGAGCAAAAUUUCCGAGGACGUCCCACACGUUGUUGAGUGGAUCAAGGCUAGGCGUGCUUCCAGCUCAUAA